AUGGAACAACAAGUUGUUAGGUUGUGUUUCUCCGUGUUGAUUCUGGCCAAGACUUUAAUUAGUAGCCCAGUACCAACGAUCUUAGAUACAGAUAUCGGUACGGAUUAUGAUGACCAGAUGGCUUUAAGUUUCAUACUUUCCAAUCCCGAUGGAUUUGAUUUGAAAUUAGUUGUGUGCUCAACGUUUAAUACGACAGCACGCGCUCAGAUUGUAGCGAAAACAUUGGCUAUCUAUGGUCGUUAUAAUGUUCCGAUAGCCAUCGGUCGAAAUACAGGUGUAAGUACUAUGGGUGAAUAUGAAUGGGCACAAAACUAUACACUUGAGCAGUUCAAAAACGAAGGAGGAACUGUGUACGAAAAUGGUGAAGAUGCUCUAUACAAUGAAUUACAAAAGGCAACACCGGAUAAUAUCUAUCAUCUAAUCGAAAUAUCACCAGAAACUUCAGUAGGUGAUGUUUUACAACGUUUAAAACCUGAAAUAACAAAAAAUAUCCGUCUAUUUGCUAUGGCUGGAUCGAUUUAUCGAGGUUACGGAAAUUCAAGUCAACCAUCCAAGGAAUACAAUGUUUAUAUAGAUAUUCCUGCUGCUAAAGCCAUGUUUAACGCAUCAUGGGCUUAUUUUGGGUUGGCGCCAUUGGAUACGACGAUCUUCCUGCAAUUUAACGGACCUGUAUGGCAACAGUUUCUUUCCUAUAGGAAUAAAAAUAAACACGUUCAAUUAAUUCUCGAUUCAUAUACAACCUGGUAUAAUAAUGGAGGGAAAGGAGCUGGUGCUCUGCAACCGUUCAGUCCUGAUAUUGGCACAAGUACUAUGUAUGAUGUUUUAGCAGCUAUUCUAAGUUUAUAUUAUCCGAAGACGAUCACGAUGAUAUCGAGACAAUUACCGUUAGUAGUGACCGAUGAUGGCUAUACCCGAAUCAAUGCUACACAAGGACAGCCAGUUCAAUCGGCAGUGUCGUUUCAAAGUGAAAACCCAUACAAUUCCACAUCAAUGCUUGCCGUGGUCGCUCUAUAUUCGAUUAUAUUUUCUUAA
Messenger RNA from Adineta ricciae, 1032 nucleotides. Lineage: Eukaryota; Metazoa; Rotifera; Eurotatoria; Adinetida; Adinetidae. The record is from the annotation of a GenBank genome assembly.